GACAAGAUAUUUAUUAAAAGUUUGUAUCGCGAAUAUUUUUUCCCAUUAGUGCUUGAGAUCAUAUCACAAUGUGGACGUUAAAAUUACUUUAUUCUAUAUCUUUAAUAACUUUCGCCUAUGCCUAUUUACCUGAAGGGUCAUCAUGUCAAACAUCAAGACAGGAAGAAGGUACUUGUACCAUCAUUCUAAAAUGUGACAUUAUGAUAAAUCUUCUACGGAGUCAGAGCCAAAAUCCAGAAACAAUGUCUUACAUUACAAAGGCAACAUGUUCCUUUAUCGGAAUCAUUCCAGUUAUUUGUUGCCCUCAAAAAAAAUCUGCUGACUUGAAUGAAAACAGUCGAUCCAACACAAAUGCAAUUGAAAAUAAACAAGUUUCGACUGAAACAAAUCCUGAAGAUUCCAGAAAAAGCGAAGCAAGUGAUGAUGAUAUUUUACCUCAGCUUCUGAGUAAACCUCACUGUGGUUUGAGUAAUGUGAAAAAUGGCAGGAUAGUUGGUGGAAUGCCAGCUGUUCUUGAUCAAUUUCCUUUCAUCGUUACACUAGGAUACAGAAAUAGAUGGAAUCCAAAUGUACCAAAAUGGCUUUGUGGGGGUUCUUUGAUUAGUGACAGACACAUUCUAACAGCGGCACAUUGUGUUCAUAACAGAACGGAUUUAUAUUUAGUUCGAUUGGGAGAACUUGAUCUCUAUAGUAACAGUGAGGGAGCAGAACCAGAAGACAUAAAAGUAAUUGGUUUCAAAAUCCAUGAAAAUUUCAGUCCACUUCAGCGCACCAAUGACAUCGCUAUAUUGACUCUAGAAAGAAAAUAUACGAGUUCGAGAGUAUGGCCGAUAUGCUUACCCCAUGAAGAGCCUUUGAAGUCCAAUUCUUUCAUAGGAACUUUUCCGAUAGUGGCUGGAUGGGGAGCUCUAUACUUUGAUGGACCCAGGAGCUCAAUUUUGCAAUUCAUUGAGGUUCCUGUAGUGAAUCGGAAUCAUUGUGUCAGAUCUUUUGGGACUAUUGGGGUCAUUGAUGACAAAAUCAUCUGCGCAGGUUACGUUGACAAUACCACUAAAGACACCUGCCAGGGUGACUCUGGAGGUCCCCUUAUGUACGCUGUCAGUGAGGGAAAUAGUUUACGUUACUACCAAAUUGGAGUGGUAUCCUAUGGGUUUAGGUGCGCAGAAUCUGGUUAUCCUGGAGUUUACACAAGGGUUACGAGCUUCAUCGACUGGAUCAGAAAAAAUAUCAAGUAGUUUAUUUUGAAACUGUCUCGUCCAAAAUGAGAAAGACGUUGCAGAGGGAACUUCAAACGCUGAACAACGACGUAUUACUUAAUUUUGAUGUAUUUGUAUACUGAUGUAUACAUUUUGAUGUAUUUGUAUACAUAUUUGUAUAUGUAUACUGUAUUUCAGUACUCAUAUGUUUGUGUUCUAUUUAAAUCAGUUAUUUUGAUUGUUGUUGCUUUGCUUAAACUUUUUUCCAUAAUAGAAAAACAAAUGAAUUAUUUAAG
Leptinotarsa decemlineata (Colorado potato beetle) is the source of this 1492-nucleotide messenger RNA. RefSeq names its product venom protease-like. NCBI's taxonomy places the organism in Eukaryota, Metazoa, Arthropoda, Insecta, Coleoptera, Chrysomelidae. The record is from RefSeq and is a predicted model, not a curated record.